GGCAGCCAUCGCGUUGCAAUGAAAGGGGCGAUCACCUCCCUUAGGUACUUUGAACAACGUAGCCCUUUCCCAUUUCUUUUCCAGUCUAAAGCCUGAGGAAAGGUCCUCCCUGAUGACAUGACGCCACCCCCCUACGUCGCUGCCCAAGAGCCAGGCUGUUAUCGUCUGACGGAGUGUUGGCUUCCAGUCGUGGGAAAGCACCACAUUGAGAGACGGCGACACCGAACUAUUCUAGCUUGCACUCUGCGCCAAAGUGCAUUUCCUCCUACAACCGUCAACGCCAGGUCGACACUCCUCUCCAAUAGUCUCUCGGUAUCACUUCUCUGUAUACGUUAUCCAGGAUAUCUGUCUCUCCAACUCUUCUCCCAUCUCAGUCAUCAGCUCCACCAUGAAGCUCGCUACGGUCGGUCUCCUCUCGUUCGCGCAGAGCAUCGUCCUCGGCAGUCCAUCCCCCUCCUCAACUCCAGUCCGUCGCGAUGUUGACCUCCAAUGGACGGUCCAAGCAGUUCCCAACGGCCCAUUUAUCCACGUGAACGGUACCAUUGAGCAGGUUUACGACCACGUUCUCAAGAUCAACCCGUCCUUCGACAAGGAAUUCGUGCCUGGGCAUCUCCCGGACGAAGACCCCUGGUCCCCCCCACUUCAAGCACCCUUCUAGGAUGAGGUCAACUUUGAGGGCAAGAGGACUGAGUGUGGUGAACCACUGAGAUACGCACCGAGGCGACAUAUCAGGACUGGAAUCGAGUAUCUUCGGAGACUUCCGUUCGAGGUGCCCGAGCUUGCACCUGGUACCUGUGGUCGUGUCAGCUGUGCGUGGGACUCGGCCAUCAAAUGGUGCAAUAAUAUCCAGCGUGUACAGCGUCUCAAGUCUAUGAAGACCCUGGCUGACGGUGCGGAACACCUUGCCCAGAUGUGCGUCAGGCCCGGGCUCAACACACUGGUAAAGGACGCAUCGGCAUUGGACAGGGUAUCGGGA
Molecule: messenger RNA, 976 nt
Organism: Podospora bellae-mahoneyi
Lineage: Eukaryota; Fungi; Ascomycota; Sordariomycetes; Sordariales; Podosporaceae
Exons: 3
Coding region: 389-658 (89 amino acids)
Source: RefSeq, a predicted model, not a curated record